Messenger RNA from Penicillium cinerascens, 3252 nucleotides. RefSeq names its product MIZ zinc finger domain protein. NCBI's taxonomy places the organism in Eukaryota, Fungi, Ascomycota, Eurotiomycetes, Eurotiales, Aspergillaceae. Gene Ontology annotation, molecular function: zinc ion binding; SUMO ligase activity. The transcript has a single exon. The record is from RefSeq and is a predicted model, not a curated record. Bases 1 to 3252 code for a protein of 1083 amino acids. Gene Ontology annotation, biological process: protein sumoylation.
AUGGUCUCUCCCAGAUCUCGGAGAUCACGCCCGAGCGUCGAUCACAUUGAAGAAUCCAAUUCCACCGCGAGCCUGUUCCUCGGUGGUGCGAGGAGGGCCUGGAUGCCCGGCGCCAGCCUUCCAGGGCCCGAUUGCCCUCAAAUCCGCGAUGCUCAGCCCGUGCUCGCUGUCGCUGAGGUUCCUCUCGCUGAUUCAAGGCCGCGGAAUACAUCAUUGUCCAACCCAGGCCCACAGGAAGCCGCGUUGGUUUCCCCCGUGACACCGGGGGUGACUUUAACAUCGGGGCCGACUUUACAACCCUCUGCUUCUUUGGCCAACAAACCCGAUACACCAACGGCUCUUCCUUCACCGGUACCCAGUACCAACUCCCACCCGAGCCACGUCGUGGCGCAUAAUCGCCCCUGCGACGUCGAUUUCCCGGCGCCGGACGGACCACCCGUUGCUGUGCCCCCAAACAGGCAAAGCGGACAAAGCGGACCUAGCGGCCAAAAUGCGGUGCCCCCAAGUCAGCCAGCGACAGUACCUCACCAAGACAUGUUGAUAACAACGGCCACGCCUCCGUGUGAACAAAAUGCGGAUCCAAGGUUACCGCUUCCACCCCUCACAAGUGGCCUCCCGGUUCAGUCUCCGGUGACGGAACAAACACCUGGUCAAAGUCCAUCGAUCCCCACGGUUGGACAAGGAAAUGCACCUGAAAAUGCGCUCCCACGGCCUCAACCGUCACAACCCGGUUCCCAGCCUUCAGGCCUAACCAUAGCAGGCGAUAAAACCUGGGCACAAUGGUCCGCGAGCUUGGCGCAUCUCAAAAAAGAACCGCGAGGAUGUCCCUCGCCACUCACUGGACCCAGAUUCGAUCUUUUAGAGGAUGCGUGCAAAUAUAAAGAUAUCCUCUAUCUGGUCCUCCACCAGGUAUACUGUCGACAGUCUCUCGACAACAGGUCCCCGUCUGAAUUCCCUGAGCUUAGUGAAAAAAUCUGCCAGGAAGGCAUGGUACGGCUACAAGAGCUUAUAGAACCCAACACGAACAUGUCCGAGCCAAUGGUCCGGAAAUUUGCUAGAUUUCCACAGAAUUUCGAAGAUUUGAAGCACCAGGCGUGGUAUCGUUCGACCAUUCAGGCAAUUUGUCUCUGCCUCUCGCGGAUGGCAACGCAUUUCGCCGACCUCAAGACCCGUCUUGACGAGGUGGCCUAUCGCCGUGGCUACCCACUGAUGGUGAGCGAGUUAAGAAGUUUUUUAAACACGACUUCGCCCGUACUCAUGACUGUCAUCUUUGUGUCCACAUGCCGACAUCUUUAUGAUCCUGAUACAGUGGAAAUGCUGAUUCCGUUAUUUCGGCAAGAUCUUCACGCAAGUUUGCAGGGCCGGGAAUCGACCGUGAUGCAAGCAUACAAGAAGAUCCUGUUAAGACCACGAUCAGUGCCGUUGACAGUUCCCAUCUCACAGCCGACCUUUUCUGCUCCAUCGUCUUCCAUGUCCCCGGAUGUACCCAAUCGUGUUGCCGGGUUGCCUAGGAGCGGUACGCAAUCUGCUGUAGGCAGCCCUGUGGGCUCCAUUCACUCGAAUCCACAAUCUGGCCAGAACUCACCCCGUGUUUGGUAUCCAGGGCGGUGGGUGCAGUACAAUCCCAUGCAGAUACAGCACCCACCUCAAAGCCAGGGUCAACCGGGAUAUUACGGUCCUAUGAGAACGGCUCACCAGGGUCUGGUGCAAAGUUCUCCUCAGGCGCAGAUGCAGCAGCCUGCUCAAGCAUCGGUGCCUUCCAACUCUCCCUCCCUCACUUCACAUUCAUCGCAAUCAUCGCCGCAACCACCGCCACCCGCCCACUCUCCUUGGAACGGCCAGAUGCCAACUCAACCUUAUCAGCAGCUCCCUCCCGGGCCUCCUGGUAAUGAUCCACGUCAGGGCUCGUCGACGCAAAGCCCUCGUACUCACUUAGGAGGACAACGGACCAUCCCACCACAGCAAGUCUCCUCUUCAGCCACAGGGAACCCACAAAAUCCAAGCUCUCGAUCUCAGCUUAGUGUGCCCUUCUUUCCUUCUCUUGACUAUCGGCUUCCGCAUGUGGUGCACCCAAAUCCAACGCAUAUGGCGUUGCAUCAAGCUGAUCUUCGCGAUCCAAUCAAGAAACUAGGCGAGUUUAGGCCGAACGGGGAGUGGGUUGAGCUAGAAUUGUUCCAACACCUUGGUGGUUUCGUGCUGCCGCCGCAACUCAUUGACCCGAAAGAGCUCCGCUACGACUUGCAGUUCUCUCUCUCAGAAACAGAGUGUCAGAGGCUUCCGUGUCUGCAGGAACGAAGUGACGGAAGACGUUCCAUUCAAACAAUUCAACCGGGUUGCAAUGUAAUUCGCUUGCGGUGCAAUGCCUUCCCUCCUCCCGAACAAGAAAACCUGGGGCGUUUCUGGCCGACGAAAAAUGGUGUUUGGCCCAGUGUGCUUUACAUCUUUGUCAACGGAACGGAAAUGUACGUCCGCCGAAGAGCUCACAACGGAAAAGACAUCCCCUUGGAUAUCUCCAAGCACCUUCGACCGGGCAAUAACACCAUAAUGAUCCACUUUCUGCUUGGGCCGGAUGAGUGUAAGGGUUUCAAGUAUGCUGUUGCUAUCGAGGCAAUGGAGGUCGGCAAGUUCGAGCAAGUGCGAGAUCUUGUAGGCAUCAGGUCGGCAGAAGAGACCCGCAUGAGUAUUCAGAAACGUCUCGUCCCGUCAGCGGACAGCGAUGACCUGGCUAUCGUGACCGACAGCCUGAAAAUCAGUCUCAUCGAUCCUUUCAUGGCACAAAUCUUCAAAUCUCCCGUUCGUUCCGAGCACUGCGACCAUUUAGAGUGUUUCGACCAUGAGACCUUCAUCAAGACUCGCAAGAAUGACUCUGGUCCAGCACCGAUGAACGACAAUUGGCGAUGCCCAAUCUGCAACGCCGACGCACGCCCUCAGCUGCUGCGCGUGGACAAGUAUUUCACCGCGGUACGCGACUAUCUUGUUGCCACCAACGAACUGGAAGGCGCACAGGCCAUCCAAGUCAAAGCAGACGGUACCUGGACUGUCCAGGCCGUGCGUGAAAAUUCGCCUACUGCCACACGCAGCCCGAGGGCGGACAGGUCUUCACUCCCUGCAACGGGCAAGCGCAAAGCAGCCGACGCGGAGGCGGGAUCGGAUGCAACACGUACCAAGCACGAUGGAUGUUCUCUCGCAAGUUCUCCCGCCAGAAGAACUGCCUCGCAGUCCGUCGAGCCAGUUGUGAUUGAGCUGGACUAA